AGGCGCAGAGCCACACACAAGCACAGACAUAGACAUGGCGCCUCACAGGACUUUUUCUUGGAUUGCUGCGUGCCUGCUGGUUGUUCUCUUAGCGCCGCCGUCGAGGGCUCAAGACCCGACGGCCGGGUUCACGGCGGUGAGCCUCAGCGAGGGGAACUUCCAGCUGCAGAAGCCGUACAACAUGCCGAGCAGCGCCCGGUACAGCUUCGACGGCACGGUGCGGCGGAUGUGGGUCUUCUCCUCCGACGAGCCCUUUAAGGCCGAGAGCGACACUAGGCCGAGAACGGAGAUGAGGAUGACUGGAUACGACUACUCCUCCGGCGUGUGGCAGUUCGAGGGCUCCGUGUUCGUGCCGUCCGGCACGACGGGAGUGUCCAUCAUGCAGGUGUUUGGCGGCGGCGAGACGGCCACCACGCUCAUGCUCCACGUCUACGACGGAGCGCUGCGGUACUAUAACCAGAGGACUGUCGAGGACAACAUCUACGACCGGUGGAUCCGGGUGAACGUGGUCCACGACGUCGGCGCGUCCGCGCUCACCGUUUUCGUCAACGGCAACCUGAAGCUUACCGCCUCCGGCCGCGGCGGCGACUCGCACUACUUCAAGUUCGGCGUCUACACGCAGAGGGACUCCUCCAGUCGCAUGGAGUCGCGCUGGAAGAACGUCAGGAUCCUCAAGAAGAACUGAGAUGUCGAAUCGCUCUCAGCACGGCUUAAAUAAAAACACUGUUUGUUUCUCCAUUGUCCCUGUAUGGCUGUAUCUCCAUGUCUGUUGUACCUGCACAGUGCCACGGUGUGACUCGCGUGUGCGUCAAUAGAUGUACUGUAUUUAAAGCUGUUCUGAAGUGUUGGUCAACAAUGCA
Lolium rigidum is the source of this 860-nucleotide messenger RNA. RefSeq names its product citrate-binding protein-like. The transcript is spliced from 2 exons. The coding region runs from base 35 to 685 and encodes 216 amino acids. NCBI's taxonomy places the organism in Eukaryota, Viridiplantae, Streptophyta, Magnoliopsida, Poales, Poaceae. The record is from RefSeq and is a predicted model, not a curated record.